AUGGACCAGGACAGGGUGAACUGUAUGGACCAGGACAGGGUGAACAGUAUGGACCAGGACAAGGUGAACAGUAUGGACCAGGACAGGGUUAACUGUAUGGACCAGGAGAGGGUGAACAGUAUGGACCAGGACAGGUAUGGACCAGGACAGGGUGAACAGUAUGGACCAGGACAGGGUGAACAGUAUACACCAGGACAGGGUGAACACUAUGGGUCAGGACAUGGUGAACAGUAUGGACCAGGACAGGGUGAAAGGUAUGGACCAGGACAGGGUGAACAGUAUGGACAAGGACUAGGCGGACAGUAUACACCAGGACAGAGUGAACAGUAUGGAUCAGGACAUGGUGGACAGUAUGUACCAGGACAGUAUGAACAGUAUGGACCAGGGCAGGGUGAAUAG
Molecule: messenger RNA, 399 nt
Organism: Schistocerca gregaria
Lineage: Eukaryota; Metazoa; Arthropoda; Insecta; Orthoptera; Acrididae
Product: keratin-associated protein 21-1-like
Exons: 2
Coding region: 1-399 (132 amino acids)
Source: RefSeq, a predicted model, not a curated record